AUGGAUCACGAAGACAACUGUACUUGGCCUAGAGAGCCAUGGUUCGCAGCGCUUCUCCUUCCAUUGGGACUUUGCAGUGGCAAAAUCAUACCCGUCGAGGUUGGAAGCAAAACCUCGAAUGGUUUCGAGCCGCCUCGAAUGGACGCGAGAGUAGGGGAUAUCAUUGAGUUUCGUUUUGGCUCUGAUGAGCACAGCGUGGUGCAAGGCAACCCAACUACAGGAUGUUAUCCUGUUGAUGUUGGAGGCUUUUACUCCGGUGCGCAGUCCAAGCCGGCUACUUUCCAAGUCACGAUCAAUAGCACCGACCCCAUUUUUGUAUACUCGUCAGUCGACCGUGAAUGCCAGAAGGGUAUGGUUGCCGUCAUAAAUGCAAACAAGGUGGAAGAGACUGGCUACCGGAUUACGGUCAUCAAGUCGAUCAAGAACGAGAGCCCUAGCCAUGCUUUUGGAGGGGUUUUGUCUAAGUCUAAUGCAACUGCUGAUGGUCGCGCGGAGGAGUCUGGAGCGGGAGCCACUAACAUUCUCGGCGCUGUAACAGUGGCUGCUUUGACAAUGGCUGGACUUCUUUUUGUUUGA
Messenger RNA from Akanthomyces muscarius, 576 nucleotides. RefSeq lists its product as uncharacterized. The record is from RefSeq and is a predicted model, not a curated record. The coding region runs from base 1 to 576 and encodes 191 amino acids. NCBI's taxonomy places the organism in Eukaryota, Fungi, Ascomycota, Sordariomycetes, Hypocreales, Cordycipitaceae. The transcript has 3 exons.